CCGAAUUCCACAGAAAUCUAAUUACCACCAACUCAUCAAAAACCCCAAACCGAUUUGCAUUGACCCUCUUUCUUCCUAUCUCAGAUCUUCCCCUCUCUGUCUAUCUCCCAAUCUUGCAUUAAUACCUUUCUCCGUGUAGAUUAGGGUUUUAUUUGAUUGCUUUGCUGAAUGAUCCAACAAAACAAAAACCAAAAAAAGAAGAAACAAAUGCUCUUCAAUUUUCUGCUCAGGCAAUUAAUUGGGGUCGCGAUCUCUAAAAUCAAUAUACUAACUCCUUCAGAUUUCCAAAUUUGCAUCAGUGCGUGACUUUUUCUCUUGUUGUUGUCAAGAAGAAAAACAUACCUAUGACGGUGGGCUCUGAGAGCUCAGCUGAGACCUCUCCUGCAUCAACUGAUGCGCCGCCGCUGAAGAAAUUCGGAGUAACAAGGCCUUUGUCUCUGAGUGGGCCAUCCGAGGCAGAUCUUCAUAGAAACGCAGCACUCGAAAAGUUUCUGAGGGAUUCAGAGCUGUACGAGAGUGAUGAAGAAACUGGAAAGAGAGAGGAGGUGCUGUGCCGACUUGACCAGAUUGUGAAGCUCUGGGUAAAGCAAUUGACCCGCCAGCGAGGUUACUCCGAUCAAAUGGUGGAAGAUGCAAAUGCUAUUAUAUUAACUUUUGGCUCCUAUCAGUUAGGUGUUCAUGGACCUGGAGCUGAUAUUGACACAUUAUGCAUUGGGCCAUCUUAUAUUAGUCGAGACGAAGAUUUUUUCAUUAUUCUGCGAGAUAUUUUAGUUGAAAUGGAAGAAGUUACUGAACUUCAACCUGUUCCUGAGGCUCAUGUUCCUGUUAUGAAAUUCAAAUUUCAAGGAACAUCAAUUGACCUCCUAUAUGCAAGCAUUUCCCAAAUAGUCGUCCCACAAGAUUUUGACAUCUCUGACCGUUCUGUGCUGUACAAUGUUGAUGAGCCAACAGUCCGAAGCCUCAAUGGGUGUAGGGUUGCGGAUCAGAUUCUGAAACUAGUUCCCAAUGCUGAGCACUUCCGGACAACACUUAGAUGCUUGAAAUUUUGGGCAAAAAGGCGUGGCGUCUACUCAAACGUCACUGGAUUUCUUGGUGGUGUGAAUUGGGCUCUUUUAGUUGCUCGUGUUUGCCAGUUUUAUCCCAAUGCAGUCCCUAGUAUGCUGGUUUCACGAUUCUUUAGAGUUUAUACACAGUGGCGCUGGCCGAAUCCGGUUAUGCUAUGCCCUAUUGAGGAAGAUGAACUUGGAUUUCUUGUUUGGGAUCCUCGCAAGAAUCCUAAAGAUCGAACUCAUCAUAUGCCAAUAAUUACCCCUGCAUACCCUUGCAUGAAUUCUAGUUACAAUGUUUCACCAAGUACCCUUCGUGUUAUGAUGGACCAAUUUGAAUUUGGUAACAAGAUUUGUGAGGAUAUUGAGUUGAACAAGUCGCAAUGGGUAUCUCUUUUUGAGCCUUAUUUUUUCUUUGAGGUGUACAAAAACUAUCUUCAGGUUGACAUUAUUGCAGCAGACAAUUAUGAUUUACUGGCAUGGAAAGGAUGGGUUGAAUCACGUCUCAGGCAACUAACACUUAAGAUUGAGCGUGACACAAAUGGGAUGUUGCAAUGCCAUCCUUACCCAAAUGAAUUUGUGGAUACAUCUAAGCCUUGCCCACAUUGUGCAUUUUUCAUGGGCCUUCAGAGGAAAGAAGGAGUGCAAGUGCAGGAAGGGCAGCAGUUUGAUAUUCGUGGAACUGUUGAUGAGUUCAAACAAGACAUAAGCAUGUAUUCUUAUUGGAGACCAGGGAUGGAUAUAUUUGUCUCUCAUGUACGUAGAAAGCAAAUUCCUGUUUAUGUCUUUCCUGAAGGGUAUAAGAGACAACGACUGCCCAGGACCCCACAACACUGUACUACACCCACUCCUGAGAAGGAAAUCAAAGACUGCAUGUCUUCUGAAGACAGGCUUCCCAAAAGGAAGCACAAUAACGAAAUGAAUGAUGUGCAAUCUAACAAACUUGGGAAGCAAAUGUCUGUUAGUCCACAGCGGAUAGGCUCAGAUUCUCCUGCUUCUGCUGGAUUAUCUCCAAUGUUGGACAUUUGCAAGGAGUCACAACUAGAGCAUAUGAGCACUGUUGAUGUAUUGAGAAGUGGGUUGUCUGGUAGUUUAAAUGGACAAUUUGAGAACACGGGUGCAUGGGUUUGUGCCGAGAGUGUACUGUCAUAUUCCAAGAUCUGUAUCAAUAGUGAGGGUAAUGUAAGCUUAGGGGAGCAAAUUGCACAGCCAGGGGAUGAAUGUCUAGAUGAAAGCGGAGUACUGGGGAGUGCCUUGCCUGAUAAACCGAAAUUGCAGGAUCUUUCUGACUACUGAAGAGCUGGAAUGUUGUUGAUAUAAUUCAGGAUAUUCUUGAAGUUGGGUUCUUAAAAUUUGUAAGCAUAUGGCAAGCCUUAUGCAGAUCUUGCAAAAUACAAGAGCAGCUUGUAUUGGUUAAUUCAUCUGGUUUUAAGUAUCAUAUUAUUUCAUUCAAGAUGAAAAAAGUUCCAUUAUUUUUGAAAGGAUGCAAGUUUUACAGGCGGUUGAUUUCAAGCCUUAAGGGGUCUAGACGUAACGAUAGCUUGAUAUUUAUAAUUCUUUAUUCUCUUUAGUUUACUACUCAUAAAGACACUAAAUUCUUCAUGCAUGGGUGUAGUUAUAGCUGGUUUUCAAUUCCGAUGUCUGAGAUUCAAAUAAAGAACACUCACAAGCUAAGAGGUUUAUUUCUAAUUAUCCACUUAAUCCUGUUUGUUGUUUUCUGCCGUGUAGCCAAACAUUGCACCCACAAGGGUAAUUGGGUCAUCAAGAGACAAUGCAAGCCCAGAAACUGCACAGGAGCCAGCGAUAAGGUUGAGUCUGGAAUCAACUGCGUGAGGGAGUGGCGAUAAUGUUCGUUAACAAAGUUCGUGAGGGCAUCCAAUGGAAAAGUUUUCUUUAUUUGGAUAUGUUGAUGAAGACUUCUCUCUUGUACCUUUCUUUGCAAGUUCUGGUUGGAAGCAGGGGCUAAGAAGUUCUGCAAGAAUGGAAACUUGUGCAUUUUGUACAAUGGAACUGACAGUGCCUUAGUUGGUGGGAGGUUUGAUCUGUGUGGUUCUACCCGUUGGCUUAUCAUCAAAAAAGGAGCAAAACAAGAAAAAGGAAAAAGAAAAAGCAAUGGCACAAUUGUGUAGGAAAUUUGAAAAUUUUCGUUUUAGUACUCUUUGGGGUUGGGAGUGGGCUGGCUUUAACUGGGUUGUAGUGCUUUAGCAAUGGUUCAUGAGACUUAUUGCCUUUUAUGUAUAACUUUCUUCUUUGUGAUCAUAUAUAUUAACAUAUAGCUAGACCUCUAAUUACCUUUACGGCUCUACUAAUGCUAUGUUUGGUAACGAAACCAAUUUUAAACUAAUGGCCAA
Molecule: messenger RNA, 3397 nt
Organism: Cuscuta epithymum
Lineage: Eukaryota; Viridiplantae; Streptophyta; Magnoliopsida; Solanales; Convolvulaceae
Source: the annotation of a GenBank genome assembly